Pipra filicauda (Wire-tailed manakin) is the source of this 1299-nucleotide messenger RNA. It is a transcript of the gene TMEM61, whose product is annotated as transmembrane protein 61. The transcript has 3 exons. The record is from RefSeq and is a predicted model, not a curated record. NCBI's taxonomy places the organism in Eukaryota, Metazoa, Chordata, Aves, Passeriformes, Pipridae. Bases 415 to 1053 code for a protein of 212 amino acids.
AGCCCUGGGGGUACCGCCGGGAUCGGCCACCUUAGAGGUGAACGAUGCUCAGGCUUCGCCCCAAAGCCUGGCAGGGGACACAGGACGGGGGGGGAGGCAUGUGCUUCCCUCUGUCCGAACCUGCCUCGGGAGGCUGAGUGCACCAGAUGUCUCGGAUGCUCUUCCAAAGCGUCACUGUUACUUUGCUUUGGAUGGAGACCAAACCCUCACUAACAGCAAUAACAAAAAAAAAAAGCAAAUUUGGAUAGAGGCAGGAAGGGAUCUCCCUAAUGACAUGCUCACUCUCUGGCGCAUCUCUUCCCGGCGCUCCAUCUGCGACUAAAGCUCUCCAGCCCCGCGUGGAAGGACAGUCCGACGUGGGCUCUCUCAUGCCUUGUCUCGCUCUUCUUCCCUCCUAAAACCUCCUUCUGAAGGAUGGCAGCUGCCUCUUUCCGCUAUGGCCUGACCAUCACUGGAGCUGUGCUGCUGGUGACGGGAACGCUGUGCUUUGCCUGGUGGAGUGAUGGGGAGGUCGGCUCAUCGACUGGCAGCGGGACUCGCCUCCUGCCUCCCCGGGAAGCCGAGGCAGUUCCCAGCUCCUCCUCCUCCAGCGCCCUGCUCCGCUCUGUCAGCUUCUUCUGCUGUGGUAUCGGUGGCAUCCUCCUCCUCUUCGGCCUCCUCUGGUCCGUGAAAGCCAACACCAGGGUGGUCUCCCGCCGCUACCAGUACCAUUUCCCCAGGGACCUGCAGUACUUCACCGCGGAGCCCCCGGAGAAGUGGAACUGCAGCAACUGGGAUGCCAGUGCCAUCCCCACCUACGAAGAAGCCCUGACCUGCAGACCUGCCCAUGGUGCCCUGGCCUAUGUCCAGCCCCCGAGGAGGAAGGAGGAUCUCACGCCACCCCUGUACCACUACCUGGAGGAGGAUGAGAGCUGGCAGGGUGGCCGCCGGCGCAGCUCCUCCGACAGCGCCUUGUUCCGCCCCAGCCCAUCCUGGCUGGAGACCCUGCACCCUGAGGAGCCGCAGGCAACGCCUCCCCCCAGCUAUGAAAACAUCAAUGUCCGAGGGGUCUGAGCUGGGGGCAGCAAGGGCCAUGACUCUGUGGGUGGCUGCCCAGUCCCUCAGCUUUAAACCGAGCCCCUUCCUUUGCGGGGAGGAGAGGAGGGUGGGUGAGGAGGGGAAAGGGUCAGCCGGGCUUUCUGAGCUAUCAGUCCAGGGCUGUUGGGAUUGCGGGUCCUGUGGGUGAUGCAUUCAAAGCGUUGGGGGUAACUGGCAUGUUUGAAAGCCUUCAUAUUUUUAAUAAAACCGCUGUUGGUUGCA